Cephus cinctus (wheat stem sawfly) is the source of this 2349-nucleotide messenger RNA. It is a transcript of the gene Fer1, whose product is annotated as pancreas transcription factor 1 subunit alpha. The record is from RefSeq and is a predicted model, not a curated record. The transcript is spliced from 3 exons. Lineage: Eukaryota; Metazoa; Arthropoda; Insecta; Hymenoptera; Cephidae. Gene Ontology annotation, molecular function: protein dimerization activity; DNA-binding transcription factor activity, RNA polymerase II-specific; RNA polymerase II transcription regulatory region sequence-specific DNA binding. Gene Ontology annotation, biological process: regulation of transcription by RNA polymerase II; developmental process. The coding region runs from base 1017 to 1745 and encodes 242 amino acids.
ACACCCUUAUCAGAUCAAUGAAUAGGCGGAUCCGCUACCCCAGCAACGUUGCAUAGGCCGCCUCUGCCAACCCCCGAUUGGACGAAUAGAUUCUGCACUCGUUUCAACCCUGCGAGUAGCUGCCGCCCCCUUAUUCUGGCUACGGUUUCAGUAUCACAAAACCGCUUAAAUAAUCAGCAGCAUCGUGUGACAGCGCGUAGCUGUUGAAUAGAACAGUUGAAACGAGUGUUGAUGAAUCUACCUGUAGUUCAAAGUGUACGACCUCUGAAAAGAAGAAACGAAAAAUAAAUAAGAAAGUCCAAGAUACUAUUAGGUCCUCGAAAAUAAGUAGAAAAAAUCGAAUAAGUCCGACAAAAGUUAAGAUGUAAAUGAAAGAUUAUGGUUUUUCAAAAUAUAAAAAAAUCUAUCUAAGAGCUAUGGUGAUUUUGAGUUUCCGAAAACGUACAAUUCUUCCGGGAAUAUACUACAGUGAUUCUCGUGGUGCAAAGUGUCGAGGAAUUGACACGUGAUUACUGCAAGUGUGCAUACGGAAAUCUGACACGUGUCCCUUUGGAUAUCGAGCACGUGCCGAUGUUUAGAAAUAUUCCAAACGACGCGUGUCGCACGUGUUAGCCAUUAAAUCACGAGAUCCCGGAAACGUGUUCAAGUGGCAGUAGAAAAGGAUAUCGAAAUUCCAGAGUAGAUCACAGGAUAUUCCAAGUAAACAAGACUAUGACAUGAUCCUUGUAUAGUUUCGGAAAUCAACAAGAAAAUUGUCAGUGCCAACAGAAAGUAAAAAAAACUGUAAAAUGGCAAAAUCGCUAAGUGAAAAAAAAAUGUGAAUAUUAAUUAUACCUAAUAAUACCGGAAUCUAGUCAAUUCUACUGGUCGUACGUAUUAUUGAAUAAAUAAAUAUUAAAAUUCCUACUAAAAGAAACCUAAUACCUGUAUCAAAGAGGAAUAUCUAACCAUAAUAUAGUAUCAAUCAUAUAAAUAGAAAUUAAAUCCCACAAAGUGUAUUCUUAAAACCGUUAAAAAUGUAUUCCAUGGAUAAUUUAGAAUUGGACAUGAUGAACAGACAGUAUAUAUACGAGGCUCACAGUUUUUUGGGUAAUCCAGCGAUUCCCUCUUUACCACCGCAUUGUGGAGCACCGACGGCAGCAACUCUGCCAACAAUUCCAUCUCAAAUACCGUCUCAUCCACCAGGAAGCACGGGAAGUACAAGCGGCAGCGAUUUAUAUUUGUACGACGAAAACAGUAGCGACAACGAAAGCGCGUACAGCAGUGAUCAAGAGAAUCACACGAGAGAAAGGAGUCGAGGUAGCAGACGACACGGUGGAGUUGGAAAAUGUCCGCGUCAAGCUGUGCAGCGUCAGGCUGCCAAUAUGAGAGAAAGAAGACGUAUGCAGAGUAUAAACGAUGCAUUCGAGGGUCUCAGAGCCCACAUACCCACCUUACCCUACGAGAAGAGACUCUCAAAGGUGGACACGCUGAAGCUUGCUAUUGGUUAUAUCAAUUUUUUGAACGAACUCGUACGUGCUGAUAAAGGUAACGAUCCACUUACUGGAAACGGAGGAUUGUCCAGGUGUUCAGGAAGGGACGAGACGAAGAAGAUCAUAAUCCGUAGCGGGGGCAAUCCGUACAUCUCGCACUCGCUUUCGUGGUCCCGGAAGUCGGACAUUUCGCCGAACGGGAUGAUGUACGCGAAAGUCUGGACCCCGGAAGAUCCGCGAGCGACGAAAAGCGGCACGACGUUCGUCGAGUGAUGCACCGCGUUGUUAAAAUUUCCAAAAUUCAAUGACAAUGGGACCUUCUUUUUCUUUAAUAUUAUUCACAAACGCCCAUCGUGUUAUUUAGUGUGUAAGCAACGAAUUCUAGUCACGGCAACGUCUGCUGAAUGAGGAUCUUAGUCGUCGGAUAAUUAAUUACUUUACCUAUUUCCCUGGCAUAUGCACUUUUUGUAUAAUCGUGAUUAUUAUUGACAAACAAUUGUCAUUUUUAUUUUUUCUAGUCUUCUACUUUGAAAUAACAGUAUUAUUUGUAAUUAAUCUAAUUAUCCUUAGUGUCGUCAUGCCAGAAUCCUCGCGUUUAUAAUUACAUCAUAACACGUGUCUGAUUAUAGUAAUUGAAUAUGUAAAAUUUUAUAUCUAUAAGACGCAUAAAUCAUCCCUGUAAAUUGUACAAUAGAAAUAUUUUUUUCUCCUUUUCACAAACAUUAUUAUCAUCCGAAAAACAAUGGCUGCGCGAGUUACGCUUAUUUGUAAAUAGCAAAUUAAACGAUUUAUCACGAUACAAUAAGUAGAUAUGAUUUAUAUUAUAAUUAACAAAGUGACACCAGCCAAAUAAAGUAGAUGCUCUAUAAAGCUAAAA